AAAUGGACAAUGGCGGCCAUGUUUCUGUGUUUCGUGUACACUGGAGAAUUAGUUAUUUUAUAUUUUAUUGCUUAAAAUGGCAUAUACGUGAUUUUUACGAAGUUCGUUGAUGCCAAACUCGAGCGCGGAUUGGGACAGAUGUAACACGUGAUUUGAAAGGAAUUUGUAUGCAUAUACCUCAUUGUUCAUUCUGCUGAAGACGCCAUGAUGGACCGCCAGUGCCAGCCAAGAUGAGCCACUCGGGCAAGAUUAGUGUUGCAAGCAUUGGCAAGUUGCAGAGCCCACUGUUUGGGGCACUUGGCGCAAACAAGAACAACAGUAGCAGUUAUGGAACAACUACUCGGCCAGACGGCACUUAUGACGCCGAUAUUGGCUUCAAACGAAAACUACCAGACAAGAACAAUGACUCUUCAUCAGCUUCAGGCUCCUAUGCAAGCGGAUCUGGCUCGGACUCGGACUCCGAUAGCUCUGACUCCAAAUCUAGCAAGUCCAAGAAAUCAUCAGAAGUGGAAAAGAACAAAUCGGAUUCGGAUCAGAAGUUGGACAGCGAUGAGAGCAGGUCUGAAAAGUCGAGUGGGUCGGGGAAAGAUUCUAGCAGUCGGUCAUCGAGCGAUGACAAGGAUAACGAUGUGAACCAUCACUCGUCGUCAAAAGCUCCUCACCUGUACGACACAGACUCCCAAGAAACACAGGAUUCCUUCAAACCCAAACAUGGCCGGUCCAAACAGCUCAAAGAGGAAUUUGAAUCAAAAGGGAAAAAGAAAUUUCUUUGGGAUCAGCAACCUGACUUGUAUGGGAUACGCAGAUCAGCACGAGCUAGGAAAGAACCAACGAGAUACAAUGCAGGAGAGGAAGAGGGUAGUGACAGUGAUGGGAAACCAAAACGUAGGUCUCGGAAGAAAGACUCUACUGAUUGGGAUGGCAGUGCAAGUUCCAGUGGAUCGGAAGACAAUUACAAACCAGCGUAUUCAAAAGUGGCACCAAGAUCGAGAAGUACACGUCAGACUAAGAAACCGAACCGAGGAGGACGGAGACCUGCGGCUAAGUUAAAAGGAAGACGUAGAAAUCUCUCGUCAUCAUCAUCGGAGUCCGAUUCUGAAGACGAACGUCGAUAUGUUGCCAAACGAUCAAGUGCCAGGAAGACUGUCAGUUACAAGGAGGAGACUGAGGAUGGGACGGACUCUGAUGACAUUGUGGAGGUGAGCCAGGACAAAGUGGAGGAAGUUGAAGACAACAGAAACGCCAUAGAGAAGGUUCUCGACACCCGCACUGCCAGGAAGGGAGAAACAGGUAACAAGACCACAGUGUACAAUGUCGUUGGUCCUGCAGAUCGCAGUGUGACGUUGAACGGCCAGUCAGCACAAACGAACGGGCAGGACGCGGAGGGGGAGAAGCCCGAGAUGGAGACACAGUACCUCAUCAAGUGGAAGAACUGGGCGCACAUCCACAACACAUGGGAGUCCGACGAGAGUAUCGGCGCCGAGAAGGUCAACGGCAUGAAGAAGCUGGACAACUUCAAGAAGAAAAUGGCAGAAAUCAAUGAAUGGAAGGAUAAUGCGUCACCUGAAGACCUAGAGUACUUUGAGUGUCAGGAAGAAAUGGUCAUGGAUUUGUACAAACAGUAUCGAAAUGUUGAACGGAUUAUCGCUCAUUCUGACCAGAAAAUGUCAAACGAAAACAAUGGCUACCCAGAUUACCUCUGCAAAUGGAGUGGUCUCCCCUACUCAGACUGUACAUGGGAAGAUGGCGAGUUGAUAUCACGUUCUUACCAAUCAUACAUUGAUGAGUAUUUAGCUCGCAACAAAUCACAGAGGAUUCCUACAAAACUUUGUAAAGUAUUAAAAGUCCGUCCAAAAUUUACUCCACUGAAAAAUCAACCGCUCUAUUUAGGUGGAAGCGAUCACCUGGAAUUGCGAGAUUACCAGUUGGAAGGUCUUAACUGGAUGAUUAAUGCAUGGACCAAAGAAAAUUGUGUGAUUCUGGCUGAUGAGAUGGGCCUGGGGAAGACGAUCCAGAUCAUCUCCUUCCUGUCGGUAAUGAUGAAUCAGUACCAGCUUUAUGGACCCUUCCUCAUGGUCGUCCCACUCUCCACCGUCGUUGCCUGGCAACGAGAGUUCAGCAUCUGGGCCCCCGAGAUAAAUGUUGUCAUUUACAUGGGAGAUAUCACCAGCAGAAAUUUGAUACGUGACUAUGAAUGGUGCCACCCUGGAAACAAGAGGUUAAAGUUCAAUGUGCUGUUGACGACAUAUGAACUGUUGUUGAAAGAUAAGUCUUUUCUAGGCAGUGUAAACUGGGCAUUUCUAGGUGUUGACGAAGCUCAUCGGCUUAAGAACGAUGACUCUAUGCUGUACAAGAUCUUGUUUGAUUUCCACACCAACCAUCGUAUCCUGAUCACGGGCACACCACUACAGAACUCGCUCAAGGAGCUGUGGUCGCUGCUUCACUUCAUCAUGCCUGAGAAGUUUAACAAGUGGGCCGACUUUGAAAUUCGACAUUCCAAAGCUGAUAAAACUGGUUUUGCAGCCCUGCACAAAGAAUUGGAGCCAUUUUUGAUACGAAGAAUAAAGAAGGAUGUGGAGAAAUCUCUUCCGUCAAAGGUUGAACAAAUUCUUCGUGUUGAAAUGAGUACAAUACAGAAGCAGUAUUACAGGUGGAUUUUAACAAAGAACUACAAAGCGCUGAGCAAGGGUUUGAAGGGAAAUGUGAGCAGUUUUGUGAAUAUUAUCAUGGAGCUGAAGAAAUGCUGCAACCAUGCCCAACUGACCCGACCACCCGAGGAGGAGCCAAAAGAUUAUAUACAGGGUCUAAUUAAAGGCAGUGGUAAACUGAUUCUUCUCGAUAAACUGCUCCGACGUCUCCAAGACACGGGGCAUCGAGUCCUCAUCUUCUCCCAGAUGGUGCGCAUGUUAGACAUUCUCGCAGAGUAUCUGUCAGCCAGGCAUAUACACUUUCAGAGAUUAGAUGGGUCUAUACGAGGAGAGCUGCGUAAACAGGCUUUAGAUCACUUCAAUGCAGAAAAUUCUCAGGAUUUUUGUUUUCUGUUAUCUACAAGAGCUGGUGGGCUGGGUGUGAACCUGGCUACAGCGGACACUGUGAUCAUAUUUGACAGUGACUGGAAUCCACAGAACGACAUCCAGGCUCAGGCCAGAGCCCACCGGAUAGGACAGAAGAAACAGGUUAGUGUGUACCGGUUAAUCACAAAGAACAGCGUAGAAGAAGAAAUAGUUGAACGUGCCAAAAAGAAAAUGGUGCUUGACCAUCUGGUCAUUCAGCGCAUGGACACGACGGGUCGUACUGUGCUAGACCGAGGAAAUGUUCCAUCCAGUAAUUCCACUCCAUUCAAUAAAGAAGAACUUGCUUCAAUUCUCAAGUUUGGUGCUGCCGAUCUUUUCAAAGAAACUGAUGACGAUGAAGAAGAGCCACAGGUCGACAUCGAUGAUAUAUUGAACCGAGCAGAAACCCACGAGACUGAGGCGACGACGGCCGGUGAUGAGUUGUUGUCACAGUUCAAGGUCGUCAGUUUUGAUAAUCUGGAGGAAGAUGACAUUGAAACACCCAAGUCUGACCCUAGUCCAGGAGGCCAGGUUUGGGACAACAUCAUCCCCGAAGAUAUUCGUAGGAAAGUUGACGAGGAGGAAAGACAGCAACAAUUACUUGAGCUGCAUCUGCCGCCGCGUAGUCGCAAGACGAUCCAACAGCUUCAGCUGGACUAUGACUCUGAGUCUCAGAGGAAGAAGAAAAAGAAGAAACAUGACGCCGAUGACUCUGAAGUGAGUGAUGAGGACACCGAUGAUGGAAAACCCAAGCGCCGCGGUCGACCGCGUGCGGGUAAAGAUGCCAUCAAAGGUUUCACAGAUGCAGAGAUACGCAGAUUUGUCAGGUCCUACAAGAAAUUUGGUGCACCCCUGUCCAGACUAGACUCGAUAGCAUGUGAUUCCGAGCUGCAGGAGAAGUCUGAGGCAGACUUGCAGCGUCUGGGGAAUCUCCUACACCAGCAGUGUGUGGACAGCGUCAUCGAGCACAAAGCUAAGAUGGCCGAAGACCCCAGUGCUGAUGGAAAGAAGUAUAAUCGUGGUCCGUCCUUCAAACUGGCGGGAGUUGUGGUAAAUGUCAAUUCCGUUCUCAAGGCAGAGCACGAUUUGCAGCCAUUGGCCGACACCAUCCCUGCCAACAAGGAGGAGAGAAAGAAAUUCCAACUAACGUGCAGAUUGAAGGCCGUCCACUGGGAUUGUCCCUGGGAGGUAGAGGAUGACUCCAAUCUGCUGAAAGGAGUGUACGAGUACGGGAUGGGAAGCUGGGAGGCUAUCAAGAUGGAUCCCGAGUUGGAACUUCAUGAAAAGAUUCUUCCUCAUGGGAUGCACAAGCCUCAGUGUAAACACCUGCAGACGCGAGUGGAGUAUGUUCUGAAAGCUCUGCGGCAAACUGAAACCAAAAAUGAACCUAAGCCUAGGAAAGAAAGGAAGGAGAGAAAAUCCAAGCCAAAAGAAAGUGCUAAGUUUAAAUCGAAAGCGGAGAUUGAGGAAGACGACUCUAGUUCGGACGAUGAACAUUCUAAGAAUGACAAUAAGAACAGUGUCGUGGACGGUGGUAAAAGACAUUCGAAAGAUUCGGACAACGAUGUAAGAAAGAAUGACCAUGAUCAUAACGACAGUGGUGAGAGUGAUCCGCACAGAGCGAGAGAUGAGAAAAAACGGGACAAGAAACAAGACAAGAAGAAAGACAAGAAGAACAAAGACCAAGCUGGUCCUAUGCACUUCACCGCCUCGUCCGAACCCAUCUCCAUCUCCCAGGAGAGCGAAGACGCAGAGCUCACGCCAGAAAUAUUUGCUCAGUGUAAAGACGAGAUGCGCCCGGUGAAGCGAGCAUUGAAUCAGCUGGAUCACCCAGAGGACGGCCUCACGGAGAAGGAACAGAUCAUGCACAUGCGGCGCUGUCUGCUCAAGGUUGGUGAUCACAUCCACGAAUACCUCGGCAAGAUGACCGAUCCAGAUCUCAUUAAGAAGUGGAGGAAUUUCUUGUGGAUGUUUGUGGCACGGUUUACUGAACUGGACCACAUCAAACUGCACAAACUGUACAAACACGCUGUCAAAAAAAGAGGUGAUGUGGAAGAACGAUCUCAGGGCCAUACAGAACAUUCUCGUGAUUCGCAGGUGUCAAAACGUUCGCACGGUAAAUCUGAACGAUUGCACAAAGAUCAACCUCCUUCCAAGAAACACCAGUCUGACCACGACAAGGACCACAACCGCUCAAGAGAUGGCUCAGCCUCUAAUGGUCCCAAACAUCACUCGAGUUCUCACCCUUCAGCUCAUUCCUCGUUACACCGGACACCGGUUGGGGCUGUGAAAGAAGCGGCCAAGAUGGAUUCCUGUUCCAGUCCCGGUGACAUGUGGACACACGUCAGUCCACUGGCUAGAGCAGAGGAACCGCAGAGAGACCGACAUUAUAACCAAGGCAGCUCCAAGCCGUUCAAGCGGUAUUCAAACGACUCCAGACACGGCAAUUCUUCACAACACAAAUCACAUACAGACUCCUAUCACAGGUUUAAUAAUGACCGGCAUGCGGGCGGCCAGCCCUAUGCUGGGAGUGGAUCGUAUGGGCGUGGCGGUGAUGAACGGCAUUCCAGCUACUACUCUGACUCUCACCGCAGCAGUCACAACUACCCCGAGUACGGCCACCACUACAGGGAUGAGAGUCGUGACAGCCGCGACAACCGCUACUCCAGUGGUGGGCGGCCUGGGGACGACUUUCCUAGAAAACGAAAAUCCGAGGACAGUAUGGCACGUCCAUCAGGAUCGCACAAAGACCCUCGCCUGCAGCAUUCUCGCCAGUCUUCCUUCUCCAGAGACCAUGAGCCAGACAACCCGCCCCAUGUAUGAAGGUUGUGUGCUAGAACUUAAUGCUUGACAUGAGACAAGUUCAUUCAGGUUGCACCAUGGUCCAAGUCACCUGGAAACCUUGAUGGCAGUUGUCGAGCACUUUUGUCUCGUGGGGCUCUAGGUCCAUGGAAACCGUGACAACAGUCGAAUGCUUCUGUGUCGUGGUCCAGGUCCAUGGAAACCAAUAGGGAAGUUGAGGAGCUCUUGGUUUGCUCGUGUUGUUAGUGACAAGCUGAGGCUGGUGUUCAAGUCAUAAUACAAAUUUCCACAGCGUGAGAUCUUUGGAGACGUAUUCUAGAAAAUCCAUUCCUACUGUGAUUAACAGGCCACUGUCUCUGUGGCGUGUCGCACACGUCGCUUAGAAAGGCUGUUUCAUGAAGUUGUACCAAGAAUGUGUGUAGGCUGCGUUACGAAGUUUACCAGGAACAUGUGUAGGCUGCAUUACAAAUUUGCACCAGGAAUGUAUGUGCCGGUGUGUCUCGCGAGUGAAGAAAGAUUAAGAACAGAUAACUACUGUGUGGUUUUUGGUGCAGAUGCUCUGACUAAAUGGACAAACCUUGCUGGUUUGCACAAGAGAACGUCUUUAACAGGAAAAGACCUGACAAUAUCCACACGGAGCCCCAUUAAUGAUUCAUCAUGAAAUCAUUCACAUGUCUUUCAGGGAUCGCCAUUUCACAUAUCUGUGGGUGAAAGCAGAUUUAUGCAAUACAUUUACCAGGCCAGUUGACUGGUUUCGAAAAUUUAAUGCAGUUUAGAAUGAUUUUUUCUGAAUUUUUCUUCUUUUUAAAAAAUUGCACAGGUUUGCGAACAUUUUUGAAAUUUAAAGUGAAAAUUGUUAGUGAUGAAUUUAUUUUGAGUUUUAUUCUUCGCAAGUUGAUAAACUUGUACUUGAUGUGUUGAAUGUCUUGAAGUUGGGCUUUUAAAAAGUUACGGUUUUUAUUGCAAAACUUGUUAAUAAUGACAAAAUUUUCACUUAUAAUGUAUUGCGCUCAAGUUUGAGCACUUUACAAGUCAAGGGUUUUCUUCCACAAGUAGGUCUUAUGUUUAAAACAUUUAAAACAGAAAUAUAUUCUAAUGUGUUGUAAUGUUAACUGAAAAAAGGACUGUUUUGUUGGAAGUAAAAAAAAAAAAGUAAUUGCUUAGAUGUACUGCUUUGUAAUUUGUUGGUUGUGGUAGUCUGUAUUAUGCCCAUGCUUGCCAGCACUGUUUAGAAUAAUUUCCUCAAUGAACCCUUGACUUGUGGAAAUGCAGCAGAGAAUAAACAUGUUUGUGGGUAGGCAUAUUUUUUAGCCUUCAGAACAUAAAAUAACUUCCCAUCGAAAAGUGUAAUUUAAUGAAAUUCUCUUAUUCAGAAGUUGAUUUGAUCUAACCCUAUGAAUAAUAAGAGAAACACUUGUAUUAAUGUGGUUUCAUGAACUAGUCAUCAUCUACUUAAUCUUGUGUGAUUUCUCGUUUCUGUGUUCCAAGUGUGAAUGUGUGAGAGUCCUAACAUGAGUGAGAGUUGUCAUUCAGUAAAGGGACGGACCGUAGUUUUUAAACACUAAGGCAUAUUUUUCACUAUUAGAGCCAUUUAUGAUCACUGAAAUCAAACAUUACUUAUUUUUUAUUGUUUAGAUUAUCCAUUUCCAUACAACUGAAGUAUUUCUGGUCAUUCUGAUGUUUCUAAUAUCACAAAUGCAUUUUUCUUAUUUUUAAAAACACAGAUGCAUCUGAGAAGUAACUGUUGUGGAGUAACAUUUUCGUCUAUUUUUAGGGUAUUUCAAUGUCCUGGGCUGUUGUUUCACUGUGUUGUAUCCAAAUUUGUUACAGAUUUGUAAAUUAACCAAAGUUAGUGUUCAUUUUUACAAAUAGAAACUAACCUUAGUAUUUAAAAACUAGUGUUUGUCCCUUAAGUGGGAUGAGGAAGUCUGCAAGCAGAUUUUCAAAUGGGACAAGAUGAUCUUUAUGUAAUGAUCGUAUAAUUUUCUACAAAACUAGAACUUUGACAAACUUUGUGGACUAUUUAGAGUUGUCACAACUAAUGGUGUUUUCAUUUUGGUCUCUGUUGAACAGACUGCACUUCACUAGUUGUGAUAACAUUUUACAUUUCUAUACUGCUAAAGAUUUAAUUGAAAUCUUAUUAUAUAUUAAAAUGAAACUGUUGGCUAUUGUUAAUUUCCAUUUGUCACCCUGACCUGUAGUAUGAUGAUAGAGGCUUUGUUUUCAACUUUUUAAAAUCUGUUAAAUAUUCAUUGAACUAAAAUCUUAAAAAGUACUCUUUUUAAAAAACAACAACAAAGAAUGGAGAAUUAUAUCAAUAGAGUAUUGAUGUAUAAUAUUGGUUUGUGAUAAAAUUGAGGGCAGUUAGUAUUUUAUAACUCUGAAGCUAGUUGAUAACAUUGUAUUACUAGGAUUAAAAAUGAGGCAGUUAAAGCUAUAACCAAACACUGUGGACUAGAAAUGUCAAAAUAAAACGGAGCACACUGCAAAAAUUAACUUAUCUGUUAAGUAGCAUGCUCUACCUGGGUACAUUUAGCUUUCAUCUUGUUGUUUUUCUUUCUGGGCCAGGAUCUAUGAUCUUAUGAAUUCAAACUCCUUUAUACUUUUAGAUUUAAUGGUGUAAAGCAGAAAUUGAAGUGUGGUUAUAAUUGUAAUUGAACAUGUUCAGUGGGCGCGUGAUCAAUAAAAUUGAGACACUGGGAUUUAUUAUUAAAAAAAAGAAUAUUUUAUUUCUUAUUAUAUGAUCAGUUGUGGAUAUCACAUUUUAGUCGGUGGUACUGUUUGUUAAUAUAUUGGUCAGCUGAUUAUCCUUACAUCUGAAGUUAUGCAGGCUAGCUUUAUUUUUCUACAUUUUGUGGUGAUAUUAGCACAAAUUGUUCAUGUUUAAUGAAUUUAAUUUUUUUUAACAAAACGUUGAAAAAUGGUAAAAUGUAAUAAUAGUUGUGUCGGAUGGUAUUUUUCGUUGAUGUCCCAUUUAUUUAUUGUUUAUUUAUUUUUGGCUAUUGGUCUUCUACAUUGUGCCAAAGAUGUGUGGCCAACCUGUUAAUCUUUUCCAAAAUCUUUGUUUAGGUGAACAGUUAGUUUAUAUAGUCAUAAUUAAGCUUUGUGGUAUGUGCUGGCCUGCCUAUGAGACUGUAUAGUAUCCCCUAUGUAAUGACCUGUUUAUAAGAGGCAUUCAGUUGCUAGUCAAACUGUUCUGGGCUUUCAAAUAUCCAGAGAGAAAUCAACAAAAUGACUGGUAAAAACAGAACAGUCCCACGCAAUUGUUAUUUUAUAUUGGCUAAAACAUUUUGUAGUUCGCUAACAAUAAUUAGGUAAUUUAGCUUGUUUUUAAUCAUUAACUAAAAACUGAACUGAAUUUAGCAUUUAAUUGCACCUUUGCCAUCUUUUUGAUUUGUUUUAAGACCUUUUUGUAUUCCCACCCCUAAUUUUUUUAAACCCUAUAUUUCCAGAUUGUCAUUUUAAGUAAUUGUGCUAUUAAGGUCUCUUUUUAUUUAACUACAAUAAAAGACAAUAUGAACAUAAACAUACUGCCAAAAAUAGUAUACAGUAAAAAUUAAAAAGAAGAAAAGAAGUUAUUCAGUGAAUGGAAAUUAAAAUAAUGGGUUAAAAUAAAAUAAAAAUAAAAAUCCCAGAUGAUACUGAAAAAUAGUUUUGGUGCUUUUAUCAACUUCCAUUUAAUAGUUUCUGGAAUAGCAGUAUUUAUUUUAUUUUUUUACCAAACUCUUUGUACAGAGAUAUAUUUUACAUUUGAUCAUGGCUUUGUUUGAACUUGUGUGACAAGACUUUCAACUCCAUUUAGAAACAGAAAUAUUGGGCCAAUUUACAAAGGCUGUUUUUGACAUGCAUGUGUGUAUCUACAUACAUUAACAAUGCUUAAAUAACUGCGUUUAAGAAAAACAGACUGCAUAAAUUUGGUCCAUUAUGUUUUCAGUCAUCAUCAUUCUUCAUUUUUAUCAUUUUCCGUUUCAUCUUUGUGUUAGCCUUCCAUUUGUGUUUGAAACAUUGAGAUUGUUGCAUUUCAUAGCAUUUUCACAAGGAUAAGAUCUGUUUUGUGCACUUCAGUUGGUUGAUUACGAGGUAUUUCAAGUGUUAAACAUUUUCUACUGUAAAAGUGCUGCAAUGUAGUCAGUUUGAUCAGAAAAUUUAUAUCCAAACACCUGUUUUAAUCGGUCAAACAAAAUAUAGCAAAACUGAGGCUUGUUAAAAAUUAUAUCCUUUGGUUUCUUUACAAUUAACUUUUUACCUAUUUAAUAAAAAACUUCACUGUUAAUUUGUGUUUGAUGAGAGGGAGCUUAAACACUUCUUACCUGUUAAAAUUUUAACACUGGUUCGUCACAUUAUUGCUCUUCUCUCCUCAAAGUGAUUGCAGACGAUUUUUUUUCCCCCACUGUAUGCCUAUAUCCAGCUAGGAUUAAGUUUCAUUCCAGAACAGAUCAUUCCCUGUCAAAGUGCAAUGCUAUUUCAACUCCAACUUGCCGUUUUAAAUGUAUGUAUCGGAUCGAUAAAUAAAAUACACAUGUAUUUAUUUUUAGACAUACUACUUGUGUUCAUGAAAGCUAUAGUUUCCUGUUGGGGUAACUGACCAUGUAUUCAGGUGCAUGUGCAGGAAAUAAUGAAGGGUAGUCUAACUCCAAAACUUACAAUAUAGUUUCGGCUUACACUUUGCAUUGGUCCUGAAUGGGGAUCGGCAUUUUAGACCCAGGGCUGACCUCGUUACUCGAUAAUAAUAACAUUUUCUACUACUUCUUUUUUUUGUAACCCACUUUCAUCUCAGAAUAAGGGGGACUUGUUGAAAA
Molecule: messenger RNA, 10654 nt
Organism: Gigantopelta aegis
Lineage: Eukaryota; Metazoa; Mollusca; Gastropoda; Neomphalida; Peltospiridae
Product: chromodomain-helicase-DNA-binding protein 1-like
Exons: 40
Coding region: 231-5876 (1881 amino acids)
Biological process (GO): regulation of transcription by RNA polymerase II; nucleosome organization
Cellular component (GO): nucleus; chromatin
Molecular function (GO): DNA binding; ATP binding; histone binding
Source: RefSeq, a predicted model, not a curated record